Messenger RNA from Fonsecaea multimorphosa CBS 102226, 1824 nucleotides. RefSeq lists its product as uncharacterized. Gene Ontology annotation, cellular component: cytosol; mitochondrion. The record is from RefSeq and is a predicted model, not a curated record. Bases 1 to 1824 code for a protein of 607 amino acids. The transcript has 5 exons. Lineage: Eukaryota; Fungi; Ascomycota; Eurotiomycetes; Chaetothyriales; Herpotrichiellaceae. Gene Ontology annotation, molecular function: tyrosine-tRNA ligase activity; RNA binding; ATP binding. Gene Ontology annotation, biological process: tyrosyl-tRNA aminoacylation.
AUGAAGCCGCCAACCCCCCUCCGGACAGCUCGUCGCUCCCUCUACGUCUGCCAAAGCUGUCGCCGUCACCUUCGCGAGCGGAAUCCUCCGUCGAUUGCAUCUCAGCAAAGAUGGAUCGCUCGAGCCCACGUGCGACGAAUCCAAGAGGCCGAGGAAGAAUGGCGUGCAAAGGCCAGAGAAAUCGAAAAAGGCAACAUGAAGUCGAUGGUUACUAUACUUGAGGAACGGGGAUAUAUCAACCAGAUUGUCGGCACAAGAGAAGAGCUGGACAAGCUACUCACCCAUCGCCGAGUCGGAGUGUAUGCUGGCAUAGACCCUACUGCCCCUUCGUUGCAUGUUGGUCAUAUGGUCCCUUUCAUGGUCUUGGGUUGGUUUUACAUCCACGGUUACAAGGCCAAUUUCAUCUUGGGAGGAUUCACCAGUCGCAUUGGUGAUCCGACGGGCCGUUUCAAGGAGCGAAAACUCAUGUCUCCUUCAGAGAGGAAAGCCAACAUGACAGCCAUGCAUAUUCAACUGAAAAAGCUGGGCGCUUCCAUCGAAAAAUACGCUGAACGGAAGGGAUAUAUGCGGGAAUGGGCUUGGCGCAGAUCUCUCGAGAACAAUAACGCAUGGUGGUCUAAGACCACAGCAAAAGAAUUCUUGUCCAUCCUCGGUCGACAUAUCCGUAUAGGUCCAAUGCUGGGUCGAGACACAGUGAAAAAUAGACUGGAAAAGGGAGAUGGAAUGUCCUUUGCCGAAUUCAGCUACCCGCUGGUCCAGGCAUGGGACUGGUGGCACCUGUUUCAAUCCGGUUGCCAGCUACAAAUUGGCGGUGCGGAUCAGUUUGGAAAUAUCCUUGCGGGCGCCGAAGCUGUAAAGCAGAUUGCCAAAGACACGCACGAGUACCAGGUCCGCUUGCGGCAAACUCAGAUGCUCGAUCGAAGCCGCGGCAUCGAUCUCAGUUCUGAUCCAAUGGGAUUCACUGUGCCUCUCCUGACUACGGCCUCAGGAGAAAAGUUCGGAAAGAGCGCUGGUAAUGCCGUCUGGCUCGACCCAGAGAUGACCAGUGUCUUCGAUCUAUACCAGUUCUUUUUACGAUCUUCAGACUCGGACGUCGAGAAAUAUCUAAAGUUGUUGACUUUCCUGCCCUUGCCCGAGAUCAGUGAAGUCAUGAGAGAACAUGAGAAAGACCAAUCAAAGCGUGUGGCACAACACAAGCUCGCAAAGGAGUUCGUGGAGCUCAUCUACGGACUAGAUGCUGCGGAAAAGGCCGAAAGUGAGCAUCGUCAACUUUUCAACAAAAGCAUCAGCCUCGGCGAUAUGAAGGCGAGCCUGGCGAAGACCAAAACAACGGACACACAUUCUCCGGAAAUGCCACUGUUCGCGCACCCUUCGUUAAACAAGCAUGCCCAGCCCUUGCGACGCGAAGAUAACGUAUCCACGCACAUCAAACUCCCACGGAGCGUCAUUACCCAGAAGCCUAUGAGCAAUAUUCUCUGGUCGGCAGGCAUGGUGACGUCGAAAACGGAGGGCCAGCGACUUAUUAACGCCGGAGGAGCAUACGUAGGAGGAACGUCCGACGCAAGAAAUGAAAUGGAUGAUAGCGUCAACUUUACACCUGUAAAGUCGUCCGACUGGAAAGAGGUGCAAAAAUGGAUUAUCGAUGAUAAUUUGCUCAUUCUUCGAACGGGGAAGUGGAGGAUCAAGAUCAUCAACAUCGUCCCAGACGAGGAAUAUGCGGAACUUGGGUUGACAUGCCCCGGGUGGGAGGGACGCCCGGGGGGCAAGGAGAUUCCGGAUUUGGGGGACAAGGGAGAUGAGGCCCGGGUCUUGAAGGCAUCGUGA